AUGGAUAAAUUCGAAAAGCGUCUUAAUCAAGUUAAUAUGAUCACUCCAAAAAAUCCAUAAUCUACUUACAAAUAAAUUGAUCAUACCAAAAGUUCUGCUUCACUUAAUGAAUUCAAUAGAAUUGGAGAGUAAUUUGAUAGUGAAAUUAUCAAUUUGAAAUCACAAGUACAAAUCUUAGAAGGCAAAUUACAAUUUUAUGAAAGGGAAUUCUAAAUCAAAGUAAAUUUACUUGCAAAAUACAUUCUAGUAAUCUUCCUUGGAAAAACGUAUCUAAUAAUUAAUUUCUACAUCUUCAUAGCUCACUUAAUAAAAUACUUAAUUAAAAUUACAAUACUAAGCAUUACUCAAUGAAUAUUAAAUUCAACAAGAUAAAAUUCUACAAUCUGAAAAAGGUAAAAAAGAAUAUGAAGACAAAGUUAGAUCUUAAUUAGAUAAUUAUAAUAAAUUAUAAUCUGAAAAAGAACAGUUGAUUUAAUAUGCAAAUAAAUGUAGAGAAAGAUCAAAAUAAAGAAAAAUCAAGAUAAAAGAACUUACCAAUAAAAAUUCUGAAUUCUUAGAAUAAAUAUAAUAACUAGAAUAAGACCUAGAAUAAGCUAAUUAUGAAAAAUAAUAAAUUUAUGAAUAGUGUUAAUAAUAAAUUUUGAUUCUUAAAGAAUAAAAUGAAGAUUAAUAAAUGAAAUAUGAGACAAUUGUUUAGAACUUUAAAAAUCAUCUUGCUGAUUAAAAUGAAAGUUAACAUGAAGAAUAAUUAUUAGCUAAUCAUACAAUACUUGAUUAAAAGGAAGCUUAGACAGUCUAAGAAUAAUUAGAAAAUUUCAACAUCUUAUAAAAAGAUCUUAACACUCUACUUAAUUAAAUUAAAAAUACAAGUCUUACAAAUCCAUAAUCUUUUUAAAUGCAAUAAGUAAUCGAAUUUGCAGAAAUCUUUAAUAGAAUGGCUGAAAAAAUCUAUUAAUUAUAAUAAAAGAAAUCAAUACUUAAAAAUCAAAUUAAAGUAUGAUAUUUUUUAUAAACAAUUAGGACUUAUAAUAAAAUUUUUAACAAAGUUAAUUACAGUCAUAAAUUUUAUAAAAUAAAUCUAAUUCUAGUCAUUAAAAUCCUAAUUUGAUUAAUGAUAGAACUAAGAUACUGUUUGAAUAAAGAAUUUUAGAAUUAAAAGAGUAUUAAUUAUUUUAAAAUAAGGUUUUAUUAAAAAGAAAGAAAAUAAGAUAAAAAUAAAACUUUCUAGAAAGGAAAUUAAUAUGAUUAUAAAUAAAAUUAAGUAAUUUUGAUGCUUACUUAAUUUUUGGAAGAAUUUUUAAAACAAUAAUAUCAUCUAAAGAUAUUGAAUUUUUAGAUUAAUGAUUUAUAAUUUGAAUAUGCUGAUAAAAAAAAUUGUCGAGCUUUUAAGAAAGCUUCAUGGGUUAUUAUAGCUAUUUAUAGAAUAAAAAUAAUUUAGAAUUCAUAAUAUUACUAAUAAUCAAUGCAGUUCAAUUAAUUAAGAAUUGAAAUGCCUAUUAUAAAUUCAUUAAAUUAGCUACUUGAAUUAGUAGGUGGAUAAUAAUAACUUAUUGAGACUUUGUAAAAGUCUAUGGAACAUAAAGGUUCAGAAGCUUUUUAAGAAUAAGACAUUCAAACAAUAGUAGAUUAAGAAUUAAAAUAAUAAUUAAAGGCUGUUUAGAUUGAAUUAGAUAUUAAUAAUAAAAAGAUGCUUUAGUAUAAAUUGUAUUCAGAAAAAUAAAUAGAAGAAAGAGAUCGCAUAAUUAAUGAGUUAGAAUAGUAGUUAAGAGAUAACUCAAAUGAUGAUAAUUAAAAACUUCUUGAACAUUUAGAAUAGCAAAAUAAUAGAGUCAAAAACAUUGAAAAUGAAUUUAAUGUUUUAAAUGAACUUAUUAAUUCAUUAAUAUGA
Paramecium sonneborni is the source of this 1888-nucleotide messenger RNA. NCBI's taxonomy places the organism in Eukaryota, Ciliophora, Oligohymenophorea, Peniculida, Parameciidae. The record is from the annotation of a GenBank genome assembly.